This is a messenger RNA of Morone saxatilis (striped sea-bass), 2793 nucleotides long. RefSeq names its product zinc finger BED domain-containing protein 1-like. Gene Ontology annotation, molecular function: DNA binding; protein dimerization activity. Lineage: Eukaryota; Metazoa; Chordata; Actinopteri; Moronidae. Bases 255 to 2300 code for a protein of 681 amino acids. The record is from RefSeq and is a predicted model, not a curated record. The transcript is spliced from 2 exons.
CCACAUACCGCACACAGGAUUCGGGGACAUCUGCGUGCCUGGUGUUUAAAACACACAACUACGUUAGAAAGAAUCACACCUCCACUCACCCCCCCACUGCCCACUAUCUGAAGUGAAACAGCCGACAAACUGGCCUCUUCCAUUACCCCCCAAAAACACCCAUUGUUUCUCUGCGAGGACGCGAGGCGCUAACAUUAGCCUGCUUGCUAACGUUAAAAACACCGGGGACAGACAUUAGACCGGCUGUGCGGGACAUGAAGCGGACGGGGAGGAGACGCAGCUCCGUGUGGGACUGCUUUGAACAAGUGGGUAACUUUGUGCGCUGCAUGAAAUGUGACGCUAAGCUGAAGUACUGCGGCGGAGCCACGAGCUCCAUGAUUAACCACAUGAGCAGGCACCAUCAGUCCCCGACGCCGCUGGACGAGGACGAGAAACCGGUGAUUUGUACCGUCCAGUGCAUCGAGGAGGAGAGGAGCGUCGGUUCGGACAUCAUGCAGGUCGCGGUCAUGUCCCCGAACAUAAGCCUGAGCCUCAACCCCCCUGAGCGUGACUGUGGCGAGAGGAAGCGGCUCAAGCGGAGCUCCGUUUGGGACAUUUUCGUCAAAGUGGACAACGAGGUCCACUGCACGAUGUGCGACACGAAGCUGAAAUACAGGAGCAGCACCACCAGCAUGAUGUACCACAUCAAAAACAAGCAUCCGGACACGAUGCCUAACGAUGGCGUGUCCCUGGCAACACACACAGAGGUGACUGAACUCAUCUCCAGAAUGAUAGAGAAGGACAUGCUUCCCAUCAGCAUGGUCACCGGGGAUGGGUUUCGUGAGCUCCUCGCGUACACUGUGCAUAACUAUAAAAUGCCCUCCGCCGGGGAUAUUAUACGCCUCAUCGAAGGCCAUUUCCACGAGAAGGCGGAGGAGCUCGCGGUGCAGCUGGGUAAGGUGGAGAAAGUGGCUCUCACUGCUGAUUUCUGGACGGCCCUCCCUUUUCAGAGGUACAUUACGGUUUUCUGUUCAUUCAUAACAGAGGACUGGCAGGGAAGGUCAGCUGUGCUGCAGACACACAAGGUAUCGGACAGUCACACUACUACAGACAGUGUCGCGGAGAAGCUCCUAAAAACCGUGCAGGCCUGGGGCAUUGCUGGGAAAGUGACGGCGUGUGUUCACAACCACGCACAGGACGCCCUGUCAGCCCAUGCGUGUGCCCAUGUCACCUGGGAUUACGCCACUUGCUUUGCCACCACGUUGCAGUUUGCGGUGAGCGACGGGCUGUGCGAGGAUCUAGUCCGGAUCAUUGCGGCUGCGGGGAAACUGGUCAAGCACUUCAAUCACAGCCUGCUGGCGAGCGAGGCCUUGGAGCAGAAGCAAGUUCAGAUGUGCCUGCCACAGCACAAGCUCGUCCAGUCGAGCAAAGCCAGAUGGGACACGAUCUGCGAUAUGUUCGAACGGUUACUUGAGCAACGGUGGGCGAUUAAAGCGGUCCUCUCCGAUCGCACGGUCACCAACAGACAGGAAGCCCAGACGCUUGAGAUUGAAGAUGACUGCUGGCAGAUAAUCGAGAAUUUCACACCUGUGCUGGCGACGCUCAAAUGGGCAACAACAGUCAUGUCUGCUGAAACGGAGGUGUCCAUUUCAAACAUCUACCCAAUCACCUUCAGCCUCAUUCAAACCCACCUUGUGCCAAAAGAGAAUGACGUUGAACAGGUCUCUGAGUUCAAGCUGAAAGUUCAGAAGUCACUUAGAAAUCACAUGGAGGUUGACUCCAAUGACCUAGCCUCCAAACCGGCUCUGAUCGCUUCUAUGCUGGACCCUCGUCACAAACAUCUCAGCUUCCUGACGCCAACGGGGAGACUGGCUGCAAAGGUGAAACUGCACGAACUGGUCUCAAAAUUAGAUGUGAGAAACGCCACCGUCUGCCCAAAGGAUGAACAGCAGGAGACCUUGAUCACACCUGAUGUAAGUCAGGUGGCUAUGCCCUCACAAAUGAAAAGUGACACCAAAAACACUAUGAUGUUGCUCCUAGGAGACAACUACAGUUCUUCCUAUGCCACAGACUCUGAGGCUCAGGUAGAUUACUACUUGAGAGACAUUGCUCCCUCGUUGGACAUAAACCCUCUUGACUGGUGGAGGGUGAACGGACCGAGAUUCCCCAAACUGGCCACUCUGGCAAGACACUAUUUGUGUGUACCUGGGGUAGCACUGCCCUCUUUACUGUCAGAGGCAGGACAAACAUUUGCAACAAUGCGCACAAGACUGAGCCCAGAGCAUGUUGACAUGAUGAUCUUUGUUAACAGAAAUGCAUAACUUGCAUGACCCUACAUGAUGGAGAUGUACCCUGAUUUACCAUACUAAUAAUGAAAUAAGGCAAGUUAGGUAGACACUUUGAUGAGUCAGGGAGGAUGGGGAGAUGGCAGGGCUAUUAAAAGAGCAGGUACUCUCUCUCUCUCCUAGUGAUUUGUCUCACUUGACUGAAUGACUCACACUCCUGACUUAAUAAAUGACGUCAGCUACAUCUGAGUAAACAUGAGGAGACAAUAAAUUCUUGCCACUGAACAACAAAAACCACAGGCAAACAUCUAGUGGAGGCUGCCAGCAAUGUAUCAAGCUGUACAGGUAUAAUGUUUUAUACAUUAUAGUUCCAAACAUGCAUUUUAAAUAGAUUUCAAAAUAAAGAUAAAUACUGAAUAUUUGUAUUAGAAAUACAGCUAGAAACAAACUGACCAAACUAACCACUAUAUUAUUACCAGUAUUAAUGUGGUGUCUGUUGUGUCUCUCAGUAUGCUAUGCCAAUAAAAUA